AUGUUAUCCGAUGGAAGGAUCGUAGCAAUCAAGAAAUCAAAGGUGGUUGAUGAAAGCCAACUAGAACAAUUUAUUAAUGAAGUGGUCAUUCUUUCACAAGUCAAUCAUCGAAAUGUCGUUAAACUAUUGGGAUGUUGCCUAGAAACCGAGGUGCCACUACUUGUCUCCGAGUUCAUCUCGAAUGGUACCUUGUAUGACUUUAUCCAAGAUGAAACUAACGAGUUCUCAAUCUCUUUAAACAUGAGAUUACAGAUCGCCACAGAGGUUGCAGGAGCACUUUCUUACUUACAUUCAUCAACCUCCACUCCAAUAUACCAUAGAGACAUUAAGACUACUAACAUACUUUUGGAUGAAAAGUAUAGAGCAAAAGUUUCUGACUUUGGAACUUCACGGUUUGUGUCAUUAGAACAGACUCACUUAACUACGUUAGUCAAAGGGACCUUUGGUUACUUGGAUCCAGAGUACUUCCAAUCAAGUCAAUUUACUGAAAAAAGUGAUGUAUAUAGUUUUGGAGUUGUUUUGCUUGAACUCUUGACAAGAGAAAAACCAAUAUCCUUGACUAAAUUUGGGGAACAUAGAAGUUUAGUUGCAUACUUUAUGGAAGCCGUGGAAGAAGGUCGUGUUUUAUCUAUUUUGGAUGCAAUGGUUGUUAAGGAGGGUUCAAUGAGUGAGUUGUUAGCCAUAGCUAAUUUGGCAUUGCGAUGCUUGAAUUUGAAUGGGAAAAAUAGGCCAACAAUGAAAGAAGUUUCUAUCGAGUUAGAAGGCAUGAGAUUAUCACAUGUGCCCUUUACGAUUCAAACUAGUUUUGGACAUAUUUCCAAAUUCUUGGCGACGAUGACACCAGAGAUGUGUUGUGUGAUGGAAAUCGAUUUCAAAGCCGGAGAAGAAAAGCUUACCGGCGACGUUGGUGGAGGAAGCCGUUGGAGUGGCGGCCCUGGCGAAGGAAAGCAAGUGGCCGGAGGUGGGGUUCGACAGAAGAAAAAUCAUGUACCUUUGUUGCCUUGA
Lactuca virosa is the source of this 1005-nucleotide messenger RNA. NCBI's taxonomy places the organism in Eukaryota, Viridiplantae, Streptophyta, Magnoliopsida, Asterales, Asteraceae. The record is from the annotation of a GenBank genome assembly.